AGCCGCAUUUUCAGGGGUUGCAAUCUGCAAUCUGGCUCCCAUCGUCAAUGGGCUUAGUCAUCCAUCUUCAGCUUCAAGCCCAAGUGUCCUCCUUUUAGAGUGGCUCGACGCGGUGGGAAGGCCAACCUACGCGAUCAACCGACUCUCCACGUUCUUUUGUCCCCCGCGAUCCCGACCUCCGAUCCCACCUCCAGGUCUCUCCGAAACUGCUUCCUGCUUCCUCGAACCGGCCGUCCCGUUUUCCCUCCCGCUGCUGCUUCCUCCAACCUUCACAAUGGCCAAAUCCUCCCAGAACAAGUACUCGGUUAUCCUGCCGACGUACAAUGAGCGCAAGAACCUCCCUAUCGUGGCGUGGUUGCUGAACCGCACCUUCACUGAGCAGAACCUCGACUGGGAACUCAUCAUCGUCGACGACGGCUCCCCCGAUGGCACUCAGGAGGUCGCUCAGCAGCUCAUCAAGGCCUACUCGCCGCACGUCGUCCUCAAGCCCCGUGCUGGCAAGCUCGGUCUCGGCACGGCCUACGUCCACGGCUUGCAGUUCGUGACUGGCAACUUCGUCAUCAUCAUGGACGCCGACUUCAGCCACCACCCCAAGUUCAUCCCCGAGAUGAUUGCCCUGCAGGCCAAGGGCAACUACGACAUUGUAACCGGAACCCGCUACGCUGGCAACGGCGGUGUCUACGGCUGGGACCUCAAGCGCAAGUUCGUCAGCCGCGGCGCCAACCUCUUCGCCGAUACCGUCCUGCGCCCCGGCGUCAGCGACCUGACGGGCAGCUUCCGCCUCUACCGCAAGGCCGUUCUCGAGAAGGCCAUCGCCACCACCGAGAGCAAGGGCUACAGCUUCCAGAUGGAGCUUAUGGUCCGCGCCAAGGCCAUGGGCGCCACUGUUGCCGAGGUGCCCAUCUCCUUUGUCGACCGAGUGUACGGUGAGAGCAAGCUGGGCGGUGACGAGAUUGUCCAGUAUGCUCAGGGUGUCUUUUCGCUGUGGCUCAAGGUAUAAAAGAACCAGAUGAAGGAGAUGUAUGAACAAAAGGGACAUAUCUUGUUGGAUUGGGGCGUUUCGGCGGGAAGUAUAGUACCGUUUAAUCUAAUACCACGUUUCUUCGG
Molecule: messenger RNA, 1107 nt
Organism: Ilyonectria robusta
Lineage: Eukaryota; Fungi; Ascomycota; Sordariomycetes; Hypocreales; Nectriaceae
Product: nucleotide-diphospho-sugar transferase
Exons: 2
Coding region: 275-1000 (241 amino acids)
Biological process (GO): protein O-linked glycosylation via mannose; GPI anchor biosynthetic process
Cellular component (GO): endoplasmic reticulum membrane
Molecular function (GO): dolichyl-phosphate beta-D-mannosyltransferase activity
Source: RefSeq, a predicted model, not a curated record